Messenger RNA from Podarcis lilfordi (Lilford's wall lizard), 14886 nucleotides. The record is from the annotation of a GenBank genome assembly. NCBI's taxonomy places the organism in Eukaryota, Metazoa, Chordata, Lepidosauria, Squamata, Lacertidae.
GCUCCCCUUAGGUCACUUCCUGCAAGAGGGUCUCCUCGUGGAGAGCGGCCUCGCCCUCGCCUGCAGGCCUUUGGUGGGUCUCCUCUCUGUUCCGCCUUGGGGAGAAGGGGGGGCGUGGGGGGCUGCUGGGAAACCUGUGGAACUCCCUCCCCCAGGAGCCAGGGGCCCCCAAACAGGGCCGGGUUGAGGUCGGAGGAAGGUACUGGGGCCCUGUCUCGCUCCAGCAGUUCUGGGGCCACAGCAAAUGGUCGCUGUUUUUUGUACUGAAUAUCUGCAAGAUGGUAAUUUACGGACCUCAUAGGUAUCUCAAGCCAUUUGCACUUAGCAAAAUAUGUAUUUUAUCAAAGUCACUGUUGAACUGAAAUACAGUGAGGAAGUAUAUUAAUAGUGAAAUACAAUGAAGAAGUAUAUUAAUAGUGAAAUCAUCAUUAAGCUCUAACUUAAAAUGAUUUUUCUUCAUAAUGCAAACACAUUGGCAUAGGGCAAUAACAAAAAUUCCUUCAGAAACACAAUUUACAAAGACUCAUAAUCAAGUCUCUAGAAACUUGUGAUAACAUGAAAUAAGAGGUGUAAAUAUAUAAAUAGCUUUAUUAAUAUGAAAUUAAGUGUUAUAACCUGUACAGUGCAAUUGUAGUUAAUACAAUGUGUUUUUAUAUAAUAUCAAUGCAGUAUCACCAUAGUAGUCCACACUGUUCAUUGGGACAGCAGACUUUUGUACCCUGUUACACUUACUGAGUGUAAAUGACAGUAUUUCUAGUAAUAUAUCACAUUCAUAAAUAAUACCGAUACUAUAUCUGCCUGUACAUCAAAAAAUUAUUAAACAGGACUAAUUAUAUUAAUGCAUCUACCCAAUACCCAUUCAGCUGUAUAAUUUUAUCAUGAUUCAUUGUAUACUGUGGAUUCAAACAGUACACAAACAUGAUCUAAAUUCCAGUACUUUGCUUGCUUUUGCCAAAGCAAAAUCACUGAUGAUAUCAUCAAACGAUAAACUGCAUAGCUUGUCAUUUUCUGUGCACAUGAUGCUGAGGUAACAUAAUUUAUCUUGAAACUUUGUUGUUCUAAAUUCAUUUUUUAUCCUCUUCAGCUGAGAAAAGGAUCUUUCUCCAUGGCAAUUUGCAUUCAUCAUUCAAAUGAACAUUCUCAGAAUUGCUUCUAUAUUAGGGAAUGCUGACUGGAGCUGGUCAUUGAAUGCCCCAGGAAUCCAAGGCAGGAGAGGCCCUCCUGGAAAGGAAGCAAGCGGAGGGUGGGCGCGAAAGAGGCAACCCCCACCCUUGAGUGAUGAGAGUUGCUAGGGGACCCGCUGACAAGGAGGAUGGAGGCCAUGGGCGUAGCCAGGAUUUCCGGGGGGGGGCAGCCAAAGCAUCUGCUGGUGGGGGGGGGGAGAGAACCUAAAUUAAUUGUGUGUUUUCAAAGCUUUUCAAUACUUUUUUAGGAUCUAGUGUGGCAGCUGGAUGGUGUCUCUUAAGAACUGUGAGCAUCCUUAACAAACUACGGUUCCCAAGACUCUUUGGAGGAAGCCAUCUUGCUUGGCAGAGGGUUAAUGAAUUGGUUUGAAUACAACCAAAAAUGCAGGAUAGAACAUAGUGAGCAGAGAACAGAGAGCAUUCCACAUGGCAAAGCCCUUGUGGUUGUGCUUAGAUUAAGAGUGAGUCAUGGGCCUUUCUCCUCUUCCAUUGCCAAUUAAAUAAUAUAAAGUGUAGGUCUGUUGAUGAACUUAGGCCCAGAAAUGAACUGGCAACCAAUGCAGGUAUUUUAAAACAGGAAUUACAUGUAUGCCAAAGGAUUUUCGUGAGUCUUCAAUGAGGAGGGGUAGAUGCCACCUGUGAGGCUUCAGGGAAUCCCAUCCCUCCCCCAUGGCCUACCAAAAAGUCAAUAACAAGAAGAGUUCCUACUGAGUCCUUUAUUCAAUAUUUACAGAGAGAGACUUUUAAAAGCGCCUCUCCAUUGCAGUAAUGGCAUUGUUCUGAGCAAAGUCCCACCUGUCUCUCCUCUUCUACGUCAUCCCUGCGUCGGCUGAUCUGUGCUUUCUGCCUCUGAGCUUCCUGUUCUCUUAAUGCACUCUCAAUGCACGCUUGGUCCUGGGAGAAGGAGGGUCAGGAAUGCUUUCUGAAGACACGGAGUCUGUCAGCUGUCUCUCCCCUGGUGCUGCUGCCUCUUCCUCCUGCUGCUCUCCCAAUAUUUCCCAGCUUCUCCCCUCUGCAGCCUCUGAACUAUGACCUUCUGCAAACCAGUGUUGUAAAUCUAUACUGUCCUCCUCUUCUCGGGAAGGUUCAGGAGGAGGGAAGGUGAUCUCCACCAUUCCUCUUCGGUCCAGUCCCUGACACCACCUGGAGCCUGUUGGAGAAAAAGGUGGGAUAGAAAUGCCAUUAGUAAAACAGGGAAUCCAGUUGAGAACCCAACCGCUGCAUUUGGGGCCAGUUUCCGAGGCGUCUUCCGGGGCAGUUCCACCCAGAGGGUCUUGCAACCAUCCCAUUGGAUCCAGAGCCGGAAGUCCCAUGGCCACAUCCUGUCUGUGCCAAAGGGACAGUGGCUGGAGCUAGACAUGGGCCCUCCUGCUUACCAAGGCCACCCAAGCAGAUAUGGCUGGAUUGGGGUGAAGCUCUGGACUAUGAAGUGGGGUUGGGAUACAAAUGACUCACUUGUCAUUCACAGUUAUGAUGUCUUCCUCCUCCUCCUUUCCCCACGCUUGCUCAGGUAACAUUCUUCUUCUCUUGGCUGUGUAUUGAUCUUAUAAUAGAAGACUGUGUUUGAUUCGUAGGAUUUGUUGCACCUUGCAUUAGAACUUGGCAGAGGACCAAGGGGCUCCUUCCGAUCUCUUGGAGACUUCCUGGGAACACAGAUGGAUGAGCAAGACUCAGCUGGCGCUGAAGCAGGAAGAGGCCAUGCCAUGGAAACGGGGAGCAGUGGGGGAUUCUGUGAAAACUCUAUGCAGAAGAUCCUGGUUGAGGAGGACACCCUCCACUCAGCUGUGCAGAGCCAGCAGCUCAGGCAGUUCUGCUACCAGGAGGCCAAAGGACCCCGAGAGGUUUGCAGCCAACUCUACCACUUUUGCCACCAGUGGCUGAAGCCAGAAAGGCACAUGAAAGCUCAGGUGUUGGACCUGGUGAUCUUGGAGCAGUUCCUGGCUGUCCUUCCCCUGGAGAUGGAGAGCUGGGUGAGGGAAUGCGGAGCGGAGACCAGUUCCCAGGCAGUGGCCCUGGCCGAAGGUUUCCUCCUGAGUCAGACAGAGGAGAAAAAGCAGGCAGAACGGCAGGUGAGAGAGACUUUCCUCUGGAUACUCCCAAGGGGCUCCAAAGAGGAGGGAGAGUAUGCCAAAUUAUUUACUAAUGGCCCAUCCUUUUUUGGAAAUCUACUGCUACUGCUAUUGUUGUUGUUGUUGUUAGUUUAAUACCACACCCAUGUGGCUGGGUUUCUUCCAGCACAUAGAAAAGCAUAAUAAGACAUCAGAUGUCUUCUAAAAGUUAUGCAGUUCUUUAUCUCCUUAUCAUCUGAUGGGAGAGUAUUCCACAGGGUGGGUGCCACUGUCGAGAAGGUCCACUGCCUUGUUCCCUGUAAUAAUGAUGAUGGUGAUGAUGAUGAUGAUAAUUUAUUGUUUAUAUCCCGCCUAUCUGGCUGGGUUUCCCUAGCUACUCUGGGUGGCUUCCAACCAAAUAUUAGAAACACAAUACAGCAUUAAACAUUAAAAAUAUCCCUAAACAGGACUGCUUUCGGAUGUCUUUUAAAAGUAAGGUAGUUGCUUAUUGCCUUGACAUCUGAUGGGAGGGCAUUCCACAGGGCAGGCACCACUACCGAGAAGGUCCUCCCUGGUUCCCUGUAACUUUGCUUGUUGCAGAGAGGGAACCAGCAGAAGACCCUCAGAGCUGCACCUCAGGGUCCGGGUUGAACGAAGGGGGUGGAGACGCUCCUGUGGGUAUACUGGGCAUUUGAGGCCGUUUAGGGCUUUGAAGUUCAGCGCCAACACUUUGAAUUGUGCUUGGAAACAUUCUGGGAGCCAGUGAAGAUCCUUGAGGACCAAUGUUUCAUGGUCCUGGCAGCCAGUCCCAGACACCAGUCUAGCAGAAGCAGGAAACAGCUUUCACCUCUGUCCCCCGAAAGCGCUUGCCUCUGCCAUUCCUUUUCUAAUCCUUCUCCCCAUUCUCUGUUUUGAAUCCAUGUUGCUCUUUCAGAGGAAGAAUCUUUUUGCAGAAAUGGGUCUUGAUUCUUCUGAGGCAGAGAAGACUCCGCUGGACGCCAGAGUGAGGCCUCUGGGUAAGGAGGAAGGAGUGUUUUCUCUCCCGUUUUGUCACAUUCUCUUGGUUUUGAAACUUACCGUAUCUGUGAGUUCUUUACAUCUUUUGGGUGAAGACACUUGGAGUCCAGAGCUCGGGGGGGGGGGGAGAUGUAUUUUUGCACAACCAAUAUAUGAAAUGGGUACAAAUGUCCAAAUGUAUUCAGCAGGGGAGACUUUUACAAUAGUAAUUUUUAUUAGUUUUCAAUUACAGUCCUAUAAUAGCCUCAUUAUAACAAUGCCAAAUUACAAUACAAUUACUAAUACCAAUCAUUCAGAUACCAUAUUAUAUAAUUUAGGUGGGACACCCGCCCCCCCGCCAAUACCGAUGGUUUGAUGAUUUUCUUUAUUUCUGCAUUCCAAAAUCUUAUUAAUUUCAAUUACACUCCAGUCAAGAUAACAAUCAUUUAUACAACAACUGCAGUAUUAAUGACUUCCAUUCGUAUGGAAACAUCAAAUAAUAUAUAAAACUACAAGUGAGGCACUCCAGCUAUAUCCUUAUUCUUCCCGUGUGUGGCAAUCUUUCUGUUCAUGAUGUUUCUUCCUGUCCUUGUAAAAUGUUCUGUCUAUCUUUUCCUGGUUGUUGCUGUUCUCCAUCAUUUCUUGGGCAGAGCUAAUAUCCCAUUGUGGUUUCAGAAAUUCUCCAUUGCUCCGUCCCAUGCUUCAUUGUUUGGCAACUUUAACAGCAGCUGCAAAAAUCACACGGUCCCAAUAAAUAACCUGUUUUUGCCACUUUUCUUCUCUCCCUGGGAAGGAGAGGGAUCUGUCGAACUGCAAAUGAUUCAGUAAUGAAUUUUAUCAGCUCCUUCACAACUUGCAGAUUGCUUACAUCCCUCUAUCUGGCCGAAUAUAAACGCAGUUAUCCAAUUAAAUUAAAUUCCAAGUCCUUUUAGCAUUAUUCAGUUCAGUCCAUAAAUAAUAAAGGAUGGGGAAGAGUCAGCUCUAAUUUUCCAUCGUAAACAUUUUGUAAAAUAGAGCUUCCCUCCCUUUUUCCUUUUUUUUACACACAAAGUUCCAUUUGAUGUUAUAUUCCAUAUCUGCAAUCCAGUUUCAUCCCUGCACACCUGUACAUAUAUAAUUUGAACUAUCAUUCAAUGGUGGGUUGCCAAAUCAUAAAUGUAGAGAAGAAAACUUUAUAUAAAGAAUCCGUAGGCUUCCCUCCCCCCCCCCCCACAUCUUUUGCACCAAAUGAAGUCUUCUCUCAAAUUCAACCCUUAAAGACCUUGCAGCUGUUUCAGUCCCACAGUUUAUGAUCUCAUCCCUUCCAGCAACAUCUGUACAUUAGUCCAAAUUGAGCUCUAAUUGACAGGAAAACCUCUGCUCCUUAAUGGCUACGAAGGAGGGUUUUCAGCAGGCGAAGGGCUUUCGCACUCAGCGCCUCCCUGCCUCCCACAACCCAUGCCGGAGCGAGAGCCAGGUACUGAGACGAACUGGGAGUGAAGCCCGUUCCCCCUGUCCCUGGGGGAACUUGCGAGGAGAAUUACCCUCAAUCAUCCUUGUUUUUCCUUUGCCAACGAUCUCCCACUGCCCCAUUAAGGCAGAGCGGAACCGGAGGCUAGCAGGGGAGACUUGGACAAGCCCCAUCUGUACUUAGAGAUGCACUGUUUCACCUCUGAGAGAAGCAGGCGCUCACGGUUUCCACUUUCCUUGGUCUCUCCCAGGUGACGGAAUGAUGCCACCAAGACCUGCUCCUUCAUCUUUUCAUGGUGGUGGAGGGGAGGCAGCAGCUGUGGACCCAGAUCAGGUAGGGGGGAAGGAGCCUUCCGGGGAAGGACUGCUUGGAUGCAGACUGGCUGGACACAGUUGGAUGCAGAGGAAUGGUGGGAGGAGCCAGAGAAGAGGGAGCCGACUGGGAGGAGGAGGAGGAGGUGUCUGAAGCUGGAGAGGGAAGAGGGCUCAGGGAGCAGAGGGAGUCUGUGGCAGAGAGCAGCCCAGACUCCGAGGCAGAAGCUGCAGCAGGAGAGAGGGAUGAGGAAGGCAGAGAGGGGUUUGGCCGCUGUAGACAACAACAGAGCCAAGUGUAAUGGAUCACGUGAAUGUUCUCUAAUGUUCUCUUUUUCCUUUUCUGUUAGGAUACAGUUUGCUUUGAAGAUGUAGCUGUCUAUAUCACAGAUGAGGAGUGGGCAUUGCUGGAUCCUGACCAGAGAGCUCUGCAUCAGGAGGUCAUGGAGGAGAAUCGUGGGAUGUGGGACUCUCUCAGUAAGGCUCCCUAUUGGUUCAUCCUAUCUGUUUUGUAAUUCAAGAUAUAUAUCUAGGUGAUGAACCUCUGAUAUUUUGAUGGGGCUCAACAGCACUACCCACAGCACCUGGGAUGCUAACACUCCCACAGCAAACCUUGGAUGGAUGGCUAUUGAUUGUUUUCCCUGUGAAUAUUCUUUCUCCAGUUCUGCCUUUUAAAACCCUGACCAGGAUGUCUGAACUGCCCAGGCCUUCUUAAAUGUAGGCUUCAGAGUGAUUUGAGGUGUUAAAGUAGCUUCAGUCAAGUUUUUUGCUUCUGUUCUUGUUUUGUGUCUCUCUUUGGUUGACCAAAGAGUCGACUGACAUUGGAGAUGGCACAGAUUCCACAACUGGACCAAACAAACUCCAUCCCAGAAAAGAGCCAGGCUUUUGAAUCUCAGGCAUUGAACAUCAAACAUUUAAAAAUUCCCCAUACAGAGGUGCCUUCAGAAGUCCUCUAAGUUGCAUAGUUAUCUCCUUGACAUCUGAUGGGAGGGCGUUCCACAGGGUGGGUGCCCCUACCGAGAAGGCCCCCUGCCUCGUCCCCUGUAACUUCUUGCAGGAAUGUAACAUUUAAGUAAGGGCACUUGAGUCAUAAUAAUGCCGAUAUCACAAGUUUCUGCUGCAUGCUGUGAUGUCAAGAAUUUAAGAAAACAUCCAAAUUGCUUUAAUGUGAUGCACAUCAUAAUAUUUUUUAGCCACUGAAGAAGUUUAAAUUUGGCAGCUGCUACACACAUUUGUUCAAUACACAAAGAGUGUUUUUCAGCACACAGAAGUCCAUAUGCUUUCCAUUUUUGUUCCCCUACUCUUACAUCGCCCACUACAAGGCAGCUGACUUAGACCGUGCCUGUCCAGUGUCAGUGUUCCCAAAUAUUUCACCAGCUCUUAAAAUUUGUUUAGAUUUAUUACUGCAUAUUGAACUGCGUGAAAAGGACAGUAGUGACUUUGAAAACGUAUGGGAACCAUUUACAACAUUCCUACAGAAACAAAACAAAAAAAAUGGACUCGUUGGCAGUUUACAGCUUUAUUGAUAGAGAACAAGAAAUUUUACAGUGUGACAAAAUAUUAUUUUAUACAAAUAGCAGAAUGUAAUAUAUGAGGUAAUAAACCAGAAAUGGAAGCUGAGGGAAGUCAACAGAGUGGGGAGAAACUGGAAAAUGAAUGUUAUUGAUAGUGAAUAUUUGUUACGAGAAAAAGAAAACCAAUAAAAAUUAUUUUUAAAUAAUUACUGCAUAUUGAACAACUUAGCAUAUUAAAUAUAUCUUAAUUUUGGACAGGGAACUUUCCAGCAUUGGCCACCAUUUAAAUAAUAUUAAAAGUACAUUUUAUUCAUGAAGAUAGUACAGAUCCAUAUUUAAAUUUGAACAAAAAGAUGCUACCAAGUUAAGCUAAAAUAGUUAGAGAAAACAUCUAAUAUUCAACUUGAUUAUUUUAUGAAAGUAGACAUUUUUACCGAACAAAAUGAACAUUAUAACAUCUAACUCCCUUCAGUUCUUUCCCUGUCACAAACCUUAAUGAGCAUUGCUCCAUAAUUUUGAGCUGCACUUCUUCCCUGGACUCUAAUCCGUUUGCCUCUGAGUUUCAGGUGGUGAUAAAUUGGAAAUGAAGAACAAGGGAGAGCACAAUGAAUUCCACACAGUGGAGGAGCCAUAUCAGGAUUCAGACUGUGGAGAGAGCUUCAGUCAGAGCUCCCAUUCCUCUUCCCAUCAAAGAAAUCCCCUUGAGAAGAAGCCCUAUCAGUGCUUGGAAUGUGGAAAGAGCUUCAGUCACAGGGCCCAUCUCACCUCCCAUCAAAAAUUCAUACAGGAGAGAAACCUUAUCAGUGCUUGGAAUGUGGAAAUAGCUUCACCAGGAAAGAAAAUCUCACUUCCCAUCAAAGAAUUCAUGCAGGGGAGAAACCCUAUCAGUGUGUGGUGUGUGGAAAGAGCUUCAGUCGAAAAGAGUGCUUCACUUCCCAUCAAAGAAUUCAUACAUGUGAGAAACCAUAUCAAUGUUUGGAAUGUGGAAAGAGCUUCAACAGGAAAGAAAAUCUCACUUCCCAUCAAAGAAUUCAUACAGGGGAGAAACCCUAUCAGUGCUUGGAAUGUGGAAAGAGCUUCAGGAGGAACUCAGAUCUUACUUCCCAUCAAAUAAUUCAUACAGGAGAUAAACCCUUUAAGUGGAAUGUGGAAAGAGCUUUACUUGGAAAGAAAGUCUCACUUUCCAUCCAAGAGUUCAUGCAAGGGAGAAACCCUUUAAGUGCUUGGAAUGUGGAAAGAGCUUCACCUGGAAAAUAAGUUUCACUUCCCACCAAAGAAUUCAUACAGGGGAAGACCUCUAUCAGUGCCUGGAAUGUGGAAAGAGCUUCACCAGGAAGAAAGUCUCACUUCCCAUCAAAGAGUUCAUGCAAGGGAGAAACCCUUUAAGUGCUUGGAAUGUGGAAAGAGCUUCAACUGGAAACUGAGUUUAGCUUCCCAUAAAAUAAUCCAUACAGGGGAAAAACCGUAUCAGUGUGUGGAAUGUGGAAAGAGAUUCAUUAACAGCGCCAAACUCACUUCCCAUCAAAGAAUUCAUACAGGGGAGAAACCCUAUCAGUGCUUGGAAUGUGGAAAGAGCUUCACCUGGAAAAUAAGUUUCACUUCCCAUCAAAGAAUUCAUACAGGGGAAAACCCCUAUCAGUGCCUGGAAUGUGGAAAGAGCUUCACCAGGAAAGAAAGUCUCACAGCCCAUCAAAAAAUCCAUACAGGGGAGAAACCAUAUCAGUGCGUGGAACGUGGAAAGCGCUUCAGUCAAAGCAACAAUCUCACUUCCCAUCAGAGAAUUCACACAGGGUAGCAACCAUUUCAGUGCCAAGAGUGAUUGGAGGGAUUUAUGAAAAUCUGGUCUCAUCUUUAAAGUUCUUUAAAAAACCAUUUGAGCUCUUAAAAGGACUGACAGUUGGCUAAAAAAGCUAAUAGCAGGACAGGUUUGGACAAGUUUGCUUCUCUUCGAAGGAAAAUAUGUCUUCUACUGUGAGACAGUUAAAGAGAAUUGGAUUACUGCAACACAACCACUCUUCUCUGGACAUCUAAAUUGCUGUGUCCUCUUGGACACAUUGUUUCUUUUUUCUUUCUUGUGGUUCCUCUCUUAAAGUAAUUAUUUGGUUAAUUCGAAUCUUAAUUUGAGAAAUUGGAUUUUAUGUUAAACAGCUUAUGUGUUCUGGGUAUCAGGCUGGAUGGAAGAGGGAGGGCUGGAAAAAUACAGGAAACAGGAUCUCUUAGGAAAGAGUUAUUCUGUGGCCUUGAGAAACUGAUAAGGGGUUGCUGGAAAAGGGAGAGUGAGAUUUUGACUAUGGCAGUUAAAAAACAGUUAACACCAGGCCUGAGUAGAAGAUCUUCAGAGCAAGACCCAGGGGACAGGUCCCCAUCUGAAUUGGUGGAACUUUUUGCUGACUUAAAAAAAUACCGGACUAAAGAGAUGAAGGAAAAGUUGGAGAAGCUAUUAGCCCGCCCUAAAGUUAAGAAUUUGUCAAGAAUGUAUAACUUGCUGUUGAAAUGGAAUACUCAAGAUGAAAUGGUGAAAUCUGCUAUGAUUAAAUGGGCACAAGAUGUUGGACAUAAUAUUAUGAUGGCCGACUGGGAACAGUUAUGGACCACUGGUAUGAAGUUUAUGGCAUGUAAUGCCUUAAAAGAGAAUUUAAUGAAAAUGAUUUAUAGGUGGUACAUAACACCAGUCAAGCUUGCAAAAAUCUAUCACUUGCCCGAUAAUAAAUGUUGGAAAUGUAAUGAAACUGAAGGUACAUUCUUUCCCCUUUGGUGGACAUGCCCAAAGAUUAAGGCAUUCUGGGAGAUGAUCUAUAAUGAAAUGAAAAAGGUAUUUAAAUAUACCUUCCUGAAGAAACCAGAGGCCUUUCUCCUGGGCAUGGUCGGCCAAUUGGUGCCAAGGAAGGAUAGAACUUUCUUUAUGUACGCUACAACAGCAGCAAGAAUACUUAUUGCAAAGUACUGGAAGACACAAGAUCUACCCACCAGGGAAGAAUGGCAGAUGAAGCUGAUGGACUACAUGGAACUGGCGGAAAUGACUGGCAGAAUCCGAGACCAGGGAGAAGAGUCGGUGGAAGAAGAUUGGAAAAAAUUUAAAGUAUACUUACAGAAACAUUGUAAAAUUAAUGAGUGUUAGAAGGGUGCUGGAAUGAAGCUAUAUGGUUUUAGUAGAAAUGCAACAAAGAAUUAAGUAAAAGCUGAUUGAUAAUGGGUUAAAAUGAAAAAAUUCAAGGUUAGACCGUUAAGAUAAAUUAUAGAAUAAAAAUUGAGAAAGAUGGGAAGAAUUUGCUGAAAUAGUGAAUUGAACUAGAAUACAAAAAAAGGGAGGUGUGAGGAGGUCGAUGAAACAAGUAAAGGAAAGGUAAAGCUAUGGAAUAUUGGAUCUCUGUUUUAGUUUCUUUUUUGUUUUUCUUUUUUUCUGUAUUGUAUCGCUUUUGUAUGUCUUUUUUAUUUUUAUUUUUUAUCUCUUAUUGUUUUUUUCCCUUUUUCUGUAAUUUUUAAACUUUUAAUAAAUAUCAUUUUUUUUUAAAAAAAAAGAGAAGCUAUUAGCCCGAAUUGAUAGAAAUAGUGAAAUGGUGACAAAUUUUACCACUAAAGUAGAGAGACUGACAAAGAAAACAGAAGCACUUGAUGUCUACAUGAAAGGAAGGGAGGAAAAAUCUAAAAAGCUGGAAUGGGAGACCAAAAAAUGGAAAUCAGAACAGGAGAUACUUAGGAUUGAUGUGGACUGUUUGGGUGGAAGUCAAGAGGCUUUUUUGGGCGUUUUGGCAGUCCUUGAGAUGAGACAGAAAGCCCUGCCUCUGAGAUGGAGAGGAGGGAGGAGAGCCAGGCCUUUUGAAUCUCAGGCGGUGAACCCUGUAGUAACAAUAAUGAUAAUUUUGUUAUUUUUACCCUGCCCAUCUCCCUGGGAUGCCCCAGCCACUCUGGGCAGCUUCCAAAAAAUAUAAAAACAUAAUGAAACAUCAAACUUUUAAAAAUUCCCGAUACAGAGGUGCCUUCAGAAGUCCUCUAAAAGUUGCAUAGUUAUCUCCUUGACAUCUGAUGGGAGGGCGUUCCACAGGGUGGGUGCCCCUACCGAGAAGGCCCCCUGCCUCGUCCCCUGUAACUUCUUGCAGUAAUGUAACAUUUAAGUAAGGGCACUUGAGUAAUAAUAAUGCCAAUGUGACAAGUUUCUGCUGCAUGCUGUGAUGUCAAGAAUUUAAGAAAACAUCCAAAUUGCUUUUACGUGAUGCACAUCAUAAUUAUAUUUUUUAGCCACUGAAGAAGUUUAAUUUGGCAGCUGCUACACACAUUUGUUCAAUACACAAAGAGUGUUUUUCAGCACACAGAAGUCCAUAUGCUUUCCAUUUUUGUUCCCCUACUCUUACAUUGCUCACUACAAGGCAGCUGACUAAGACCAUGCCUGUCCAGUUUCAGUGUUCCCAAAUAUUUCACCAGCUCUUAAAAUUUGUUUAGAUUUAUUACUGCAUAUUGAACAAUUGAGCAUAUUGAAUAUAUCUUAAUUUUGGACAGGGAACAUUCCUUCAUUGUCCAUCAUUUAAAUAAUAAUAAAAGAACACCUUAUUUAUGAACGUAGUACAGAUCCAUAUUUAAAUUUGAACAAAUUGAUGUUACUGUUAAGCUGUGUUAAUCUUUUAAAAACUUAAGUGAGAGAAAACAGCCAAUAUUUGAUUUGUAUAUGAAACUAGACAUUUUUACAGAACAAAAUGAACAUUAUAACAUCUAACUCCCUUCAGUUCUUUCCCUGUCACAAGCCUUAAUUAGCAUUCCUCCAUAAUUUUGAGCUGCACUUCUUCCCAAGCCUCUAAUAUGUUUGCCUCUUAGUUUCAGGUAUUGAUGAAUUGGAAAUGAAGAACAAGGGAGACCACAAUGAAAUCCAUACAGUGGAGGAGCCAUAUCAGUAUUCAGACUGUGGAGAGAGCUUCAGUCAGAGCUCCCAUUCCUCUUCCCAUCAAAUAAAUCCCCUUGAGAAGAAACCCUAUCAGUGCUUGGAGUGUGGAAAGAGCUUCACCUGGAAAAAGAGUUUCGCUUCCCAUCAAAGAAUUCAUACAGGAGAGAAACCAUAUUGUUGUUUGGAAUGUGGAAAGAGCUUCAGUCGAAAGGACAGUCUCACUUCCCACAAAUCACAUCAUACAGGAGAGAAACCUUAUCAGUGCUUAGAGUGUGGAAAGAGCUUCAUCUGGAAACAGACUUUAGCUUCCCAUCAAAGAAUUCAUACAGGGGAGAAACCACAUUGUUGUUGGGAAUGUGGAAAGAGCUUCAGUCAGAGGACCAAUCUCACUUCCCAUCAAAGAGUUCAUACAGGGGCGAAACCCUAUCAGUGCUUGGAGUGUGGAAAGAGCUUCACCUGGAAAGAAAAUCUCACUUCCCAUCAAAGAAUUCAUACAGGGGAGAAACCCUAUCUGUGCUUGGAAUGUGGAAAGAGCUUCACUAGGAAAGAAAAUCUCACUUCCCAUCAAAGAAUUCAUACAGGGGAGAAACCCUAUCAGUGCUUGGAAUGUGGAAAGGGCUUCAGUCGAAAGGAUAGUUUCACUUACCAUCAAAGAAUUCAUACAGGGGAGAAACCAUUUCAGUGCUUGGAAUGUGGAAAGAGCUUCACCUGGAAAGAAGGUCUCACUGCCCAUCAAAGAAUUCAUACAGGGCAGAAACCCUAUCAGUGCUUGGAAUGUGGAAAGAGCUUCAGUCACAGCUACCAUCUCGCUUCCCAUCGAAUAAUUCAUACAGGGGAGAAACCAUUUCAGUGCCAAGAGUGUGGAAAAAGCUUCAGACAUAAGAGCAGCCUCACUUCCCAUCAAAAAACUCACGAUGGAGGAAAACUAGUAGUGUUUGUGUAGAGAUUUAAUUUUAGGAGGCAUUAUUAUUUUUUAAAUUUACAUACUGCCCUUCAUCACAAAAUCUCAGGGUGGUUCACAAAAUAAAAUACAAGGUAAAAGCAUGAAUAAAUAGGUAAAAGAAAAACAACACAGCAACACCACCUCUCCCAUAAACAUUUAAAAUGCUGUACAGUGGGAGACUUCUGGUUUCUGCAGAUGGCGGUCGGAGUGCGAGUCUGAUCGCUCUGACACACUUGAGCCCCAUGGAGCAACAGGGAGAAGCACUAAGGCAGAGUGCGCAAAAAACCCUGAGAGGGUUCUCCAGGUGUGGACGGUCCAGCAGCCCGCAAAAGCUUCUCCAGCUGCCCUCGAUUCCUCUGCUGAAAGGCACGGAGAGUGGGUGUGGGGAGCAGUGACGGAACCAGUGGUCCUGGCAGCAGCGCAGCUCCGUGGGAGACAAGCCUCCACUCUAGGCUGAAGCAGAGAUUUCCCAAAACUACUUACAGCUGAUGGGAAGGUAAAGAAGAUUUUAUAAAAGAUUGUAUUCGACUAAAUUCGGCACCAGACAGAGAAAUAAAAAGGAGGUUCGUCCCCAUCUCCUAGGUAAUAGCCACUGCAUUGGGAAAGUUUGUAAGUGGGAAAGUUACCAGCUUAUUUGAUAUAAAUGGACAGCAGCUUGCUGAUGGGAAAGUUAGAUUAAAAGCAACCCAAACCCAUUCUCAUUUCUUAUUGGAUUUAUAAUUGUGAACAUGACCUUGCAUCCAAGAAACCCGAUGUCUGCAGGAGAACACCCAUUAAGUGGAGUGAGUACCUGGAAAUACUUGUGAGUUUGGCAAGGCAGACUUUGAUCGGAGGGAUUUUUGAAAGUCUGGUUUCAUUUUUAAAAAAUAAAAAAUUGUCCAGUAGCACCUUAGAGACCAACUAAGUUUGUUCUGGGUAUAUUAUUUUGUGUGCAUGCACACUUCAUCAGUUGGAGAAUUAUUAAAAAUUUCUGGGAAAGGAUUUAUAAUGAACAGAAAAAAAUGUUUAAAAUGACCUUUGUUUAAAAACCAGAAGCUUUCUUAAUAGGUUUAAUAGAUGCUGAACUACCCAAAGAACAGAAGAUACUCAUGUAUGCUACAACAGCGGCCCAGAUCCUGUUAGUUCAAAGAUGGAAGGAAGAAACUUUGAAGAAUGGCGAAUCAAACUUAUGGACUAUGCAGAGAUGGUGAAACUAACAACAAAGCUCAGAGACCAUGAUAAUGAGAAAUUCAAAAAAGAGUGGGAAACAUUUAUUGUAUAUGUGCAAAGAACACUAAACAAGUUGAAACAUUAGCAGCUUUGGACUAAACGCUUGCAAUUACCAGAAAUUUGGAUAAUUUAGGAUAUAAUAAUGGAUUAAUAGUAGAUAUGGAUAUGCAGAAGAAUUUGGUGUAUAUAAGGAACCAGAAGUGGGAAUGGGGGGAAGCUUGAAGAUUUUAAGAAUCUCAGUAGAGAUAAUGAUGAAAGGAUAAAGAUAUACAUAUGAAGGGGGGGGCACGUGUUUUCAAUGUUAAUUGUGGAAUCUUGUUUUGUGGAAAGUAAAAUAAUAAAAAAAAUAAUGCUGUAC